AUGAGAACAAGCAACCAGAAGAAGUUGAUAAAGAUCAUCACAAUGCCCAUCAGGGUUUUGAAAAAAGGCAAAGACAUGUACAUAAAAAGCAUGAUGGGUGUUGCUCAAAAACCUAGAUAUGGAAGCACCAACAUGAAGGGGUCAUUAAAGAAGGUUCAGCCAGUCUCCUCAGGCUUGCCCAAGAGCUUAAGCGCAAGUGCUGCCUCCUCGAGGUCCUCUACUUUGGAAACCGAUCAAGAUCUAAGAGAUCUCACUAGAGCUAAUUCUACUAGUGGUAUAGGAUCAUUAGAUGUGGAUUUGUAUAUGAAGCAACUCAUAAAGGAGGAGCAAAUGAAGAAGCUCAAAGAGUUGAUGGAGAGGAAUAAUUUUAGUAAAUCGAAAUCAUUGAGAGGGGGAAUGGCGAGAAGCUGUAGUGUUGGAAUGGGAAGGAUAGAUGAAGAUAAGGCUUAUGAAUUUGAGGAAGAAGAAGAGGUAGAAGAGUUGGGUAGUCAGUUUAAUGGCAGAACCAAGUAUGAAGGGAUGUAUUCAAGAAGUACAAGCAAUGGUUUUAGGAAAACGACCAGUGUUCCCGUUUUUUGA
Molecule: messenger RNA, 579 nt
Organism: Daucus carota subsp. sativus
Lineage: Eukaryota; Viridiplantae; Streptophyta; Magnoliopsida; Apiales; Apiaceae
Exons: 1
Coding region: 1-579 (192 amino acids)
Source: RefSeq, a predicted model, not a curated record